AACUGCAUUAUAUUCUUGUCAUAAUCUAUUAUUCAUGUAUUUUGCAGUUCCAAGGGAGAGGAAAAUCAUUGACCUGUAUCUGAGUUCAUCAAUAGAAAAAUACCAGAUCUAGCAAGAUGGGCGUUAGAUCAAUGUCUUUCACUCUUUUAUUCGUUUUCCUUGGUCUUCUAAUGGUGCAUAUGAUUAAUGCAGAGAAUGUUCUGUUAGUGCCUACACCAUGCACGGAGAGCCACUGGUUUACGUUAUCGAACAUCGGACAAGCUUUAGUAGGCAGGGGCCAUGUCGUCACGGUUGUUGUACCAGAGGACAUAGCCGAAAACAGACGAUCGGAAAGGCCUGACUUCAAGUUUGAGACAUUUCGUGACCAAGGAACUCAUGCAUUACUGAAGGAAAUUGAUGCACGUCAUCAUUCGAACACUGAGUCAGAGAUUUCGGUCUACCAAUAUGCAAAGGCGUUCACCAGUACAUCUGAUGUGAUAACGAAACAUUGUGACCUGCUGUUGGGGGAUUUUGACCUGAUGAUUCGGCUGAAGGCAGCCAACUUCAGCAUUGUCGUUUUUGACUACUGCAUUCCAAUCGGCGCCAUACUCGCUGCACAUAUAGGUGCUCAAAUCCGAUAAUCGCCACCUUGCGGGCUGAUCACUAUUUCCUCGACAUCAAGUCUACCGGUGUUCUGCUGCCUUUGUCUUAUGUGCCAUUUUUUGGGUUUGAUUUUACCGACAACAUGAAUUUUGUGCAGCGAGUGCAAAACGUUGUCUGCUAUUCUCUUCUAUCUAUCCUGGGGCCUUGGCUUGCGACUAACACGUAUGACGGACUGGUUCGUAAAUACAUAAGUGAAGACGAAACUAUUCAGAGCGUCGUUUCUAAUACUGACCUGUGGCUGUAUCAAACCGACCAUGUUCUGGAUUUUCCCGCUCCCUCCAUGCCAAACAUGGUUCAGAUCGGCGGGUUUCAUAUCGGUGCAGUCUCUUCUCUCCCUAAAGAAUUAGAAGCCUUCGUCCAGAGUGCAGAAAACGAUGGAGUGAUUGUUGUCAGUCUGGGAUCAAUUAUCAAAACGAUGUGGCCGAAGAAGACACAAAUCUUCGCUGCAGCCUUUGCCCGACUCCGACAGAAGGUGGUGUGGCGGUACACGGGAGAGAAGCCGGCCGGUCUGGGUAACAACACCAAACUGAUGGCCUGGAUUCCUCAGAACGACCUACUAGGACAUCCCGGAACAAGAGCCUUCGUCACGCACGCUGGGGCCAGAGGUAUGUACGAGGCCUUACACCACGGCGUGCCCAUGGUCUGUCUGCCGCUGUUUUUCGAUCAACCCGGUAACUCAGCACGGGUGGUGGCCAGGGGACUGGGGGUGAAGUUGGACUUCAGCAAGGUCACUACAGACCAGUUAUACGAGGCCAUUACCCAUGUUCUCACCAACAACAGUUACCGUGAGACCGCAGCCCGCAUGUCCCGCCUGCACCGUGACCAGCCCCAGUCACCCAUGGAGCGGGCCGUCUGGUGGAUUGAACACGUCAUCAAACAUGGUCGACUUCCCCAUCUUCGCGCACGCGCUGUAGACCUGCCGUGGUACCAGUACUACCUGCUGGACGUAACUGUGUUCCUCGUUUCUGUCUGUACAGCUGUCCUUGGGACCGUGUGGUACAGCUGUUCGCUCAUCCGUAAAAAGAUAACAUGUAGAACUGGAGACAAGGUUAAGUCGCAGUAGACAAAUUUAACAAUCUUGAUGCUUGACUU
This is a messenger RNA of Branchiostoma floridae (Florida lancelet), 1734 nucleotides long. Its product is annotated as UDP-glucuronosyltransferase 2C1-like. The coding region runs from base 725 to 1705 and encodes 326 amino acids. Lineage: Eukaryota; Metazoa; Chordata; Leptocardii; Amphioxiformes; Branchiostomatidae. The record is from RefSeq and is a predicted model, not a curated record. The transcript has 4 exons. Gene Ontology annotation, molecular function: UDP-glycosyltransferase activity.